AUGGACACGAUCUUGCAGUACGAGAAGAGGCUGAAAUGGCGGAACAUCAGCGCCCGGCUGACCCACCUCACGUCCUUCCUCCCGGAGACUCAGCAGCGAGAGGAACUCGAAGGAGCUUUGGCCAAACUGGCGCAGCUCCAAAAGCUGUCGGGCGUGGACGUGGACACGCUGUCUCAAGCAUAG
Cladophialophora psammophila CBS 110553 is the source of this 183-nucleotide messenger RNA. RefSeq lists its product as uncharacterized. The transcript has a single exon. NCBI's taxonomy places the organism in Eukaryota, Fungi, Ascomycota, Eurotiomycetes, Chaetothyriales, Herpotrichiellaceae. The coding region runs from base 1 to 183 and encodes 60 amino acids. The record is from RefSeq and is a predicted model, not a curated record.